GCUCCCGGAGCGCCCCCUCCUCCACCCCGCCUGUCACUGAGGCUCCUUCAACAAAUGAAGAAAAGCUCUAUUUGAGCUUUUAUCUGACCGAUGUAAAUUGGAUGGGAUUUUCAUUGUAAAGAAGAUAUUUGGUGUUUAAACGGGUAUUUGCGUUACCCGUAAACCCGUUGCGGUCGAGUCGAUCCCGACUCAUAGUGACCCUGUAGGACGAAAUAGAACUGCCCAGGGUUUGGUUAUUUUGCUGUUUAUAGGGUUUCCAAGGAGCGCCUUGGUGGAUUCAAACUACUCGACCUUUGGUUAGCAGCCUUACGCCACCAGGGUUUCAAUAUUUGCGUUAGAGACGGACUAAAAAGAACACUGGGACGGGGACCAUGGUUUAUAAAUAGUUUUCCUAAUUCUCAGGGUCCUCAUCUUUACCAGGGUUCUUGUGAAGAUCAAUGAGGUAGUAUAUGUGAAAGUACUUGUAAAAUAGGGAACACGUGUGGUAUGAUAUUUCUCAUUUUCACCAUCACCUUUUAAAGUUACCACCGAGAAUUCAGAGAAAACUCAUUUGAUGCACCUGCGUAUAGUCCUCUGGGGGAAUUCUUUAACACUUUUUUUCUGUACUUAAUCCAUAGAUCUCCUGGCGUUUAUUCUCCUCUAUGAGGAGAUUGGAAGAAUCAGGCUAAGCAUCUUGUGACAUAUGCUUUUUCUUGUCGUAGCUACAUUGGUGGUUCAGUGGUAGAUUUUUUUCCUUCCAUGCAGGAGACCAGGUUUGAUACCAGCCAACGUGUGGAAGCUUGCGUGUAGCCGUGAUGCCGAACAGAUUUCAACAGAACUUCCAAACUAAGACUAGGAAGAAGGGCCUGGCAAUCUAUGUCUGAAAAUCAGCCACUGGGUGGCUUCCAACUGCCACUGUUUAGUUUAGCAGUUAGUUGAUUGCAAACUGCUUGCACCACCCUGGCUCUUAACAAAGCCAUUACAAGUGGGAUAUUAAAAUUACAAAUCUGAUAUUACAUAUAUUGUGGUAUUAUAAAAAACUACUUUGUCAAAUGUUAUAAAUACAUUUUUUCUUUUUAGAAAGGAAUUUAUGACGAGGCAAUAAGCAGCUUCUUUAGAAAUGUGGAUACCAGGUAAGAAGGGAUUAAAGUCUGUCAGCGUGAUGAACCUUUACUGUCAGUACGUUAGGAGAGCAGCCUUCAAAGACGAAGGACAAAAAAAACAGCUGAUAACUGUGAAGAAGGUUGCUGGCUUUUUGUUUGUUUUUCCCAUUACCAAAAGCGUAUUCUGCAGAACAGGACAACAGUUUUUCUGUUGAAGCCAUGUUAAACAAAACCUUUAGCAUGACUUUUUUUUAACUUUGAAAUAAAGGCAGGCAGAAAUUUUUCACUGAGGAUAUCUUUUUGAGGCAUCCGUUGAUGGUAAACUUUUGAAAGGAAAAUGUAUCAUUUACUUUUCUCUGAUAUUUAUGGCCCAGGAUAUUUGCUGUGUGAAUAGAAUAUGCUAGAAAGGAGAAAACAGAUUAUCAGAUUACAUUUGUUUAUUUAAUAAAGAAUAUAUGUAAGUAUCAUAUCUUUUAUCUGAAACAGUCAUUUAAACUGACAUUCAGGGUUUGUUCAAAGCUUUAAGUAUUAAAUCAUCAAAUACAUGGAGGGGGAAAUAAAAUUAUAGUUGAUUAGUUUUGAUUUGAAUUACCUUUUAAACUCAGAUUUUGUGUAAAGAUAAUGUUGAUUUUUAUCAUAUUUCCCUUCCAGCCUUGCCACAGACAAAACAAAGGGAAAAAAAGCAUUGAUUCUCUAAAAGAAUUUUAAUUUUCUGAUAUGUUUUAUUCACUAUUGGUAAUGUGUUCAAGCAAUUACAAUAAUAACAGAUUUUGACUACGUAGUGUGAUAUGUUCCAUCAGCCACAACCAGUGAAGGAGAAGGUAAAGGCAGAGUGAAAUGAGAUGUCACUUCUUUUUUAGCAGUGUUGGUUAAAUGAACUGGGGAGGAGGUGACUACCAGUAAUGUGGGUAAUUCUUAGUAUUGCCAUGAAAAUCAUGACAGCCUAUUUUUUUUUAAACUUAGAAAUAACACAUGCCCAAUAAUAGCUGGGUGUUCUAUUUAAACACUUGCUUUGCUAAAAUCUGAUUAGUGAAUGUUGUAUGAAUUUUCUAAGUAUCUCAUAAAACUAAACAACGCUGGGCUUUAACUGAAAAAUACGUUAAUAUCAGGUUUUAAUGUAGUCCAAUAAAAAUUUCAAUUUUAGUUUGUAUUAGUUGGCUAGAUAUUUCUUGCAGGCAGUUAUUUCCUAGAGAAGGCCAAUUAGUCCCUUCUUCUUUGGUGAAUUCCAAAGCCUGGCCCUCAGGACUACAAACUCAGAAAUCUUAUUUUUGGCACCAGGAGAAUAGGUCCCUUGCUCUUGAGUACAGUCAGAUUAACCAAACUCUGAGAGAAUGAGGUUAAAAUGCAGAAAAGUCAAUUUACUAAUUGACUGUAAAACUAUAACUGAAAAACACUAGAUACACAUUUUCCAUCAUAGGUACAUUCUCUUCUGUGAGAAAUCUACCUGGAAAGCUACAUAAUAAUCACACCAAGGGAAAUUAGAUAUAUUUCGUUAAUGACAGAGGUCAUCUAUCUUUAUUAUAUGGAGAUACCUGUCAUAGAUUAGAUUCCUUCUUGAUUGUGGACCAGAACACCUUCUCCUCUAAAAGCUAUUAAGAGAGAUGCUACUCAGAUUUGUUUUUAUAAUGCUUUUAGGUCCCUCUUUUGCUAACUAUAGUCACUACCCCCAACCCUUCCUUUCUGGAUGGCCACUUUUCAUUGAGUAUUACAUAGUUGAGACUCAGCAUGCAAGCAGUUUUCUCCAAAUAAGGUGAUUUUAUAUACCCAAAAAAAACCCAGUGCGAUUUUAUAUACUACACACCAAUCUACAGUGUUUGGUCUUAUUGCCCCAAUAUCAAAUUUGGGAAGGCCAGGAAAGAAGCGUGUCCAUGUAUUGACAACAUAUAUUGCAUCUGUUCCAGAUAUUGGUAAUAAAAGUCUUUUUCAAAUAUAAAACCACAUCAUGUACACUUACAUAUUUUUUGAGGAUAUUUUCAUAGCUUUUUAAUAGUAUAAAGGAACUUACCUAUACCAGAGGUUGACAAACCUUUGCAAAGGGCUAGACAGUAAAUAUUUCAGCCUUUGCAGCCCUUAAGGUCUGUGUUGCAGCUACUUGACUCUGCCAUUGUGAUGUGAAUGCAGUCGUGGAUAAUACAUAAAUGAACACACGUAUCUAUGUCCCGGUAAAACUCUAUUUAUGAAGGAAAGUAACCUAAGAACCAUAGUUUGCCAGCCCCUUACCCACAGCAUCAUCUAUGCUCAAUUCAGCUUCCUUUUGCAUAUUCUGGCUUCUCGUGAACUAUAUUGACCUAUGUUCGGUCAUAGAUUUAGGUACUUAGCUAACUUAUUUCAACAUGAAAUUCUCAGAAUAGUCUUAGAGACCCAGUGGUAUAACGAUACACCAGUUGAUGUGUGUUUGACUGCAGAAGAAAACUUGACUAAUGGUGGUUUAAGCAAUAAAGACAUCUAGUUACCUCACAAGAAAUUCGGAAGUAGAGUAUUCUGUGUUUAGAGGAGUGCCUCAAAGACCCAGAUAUUACCUAUUCUAACAUUCUUGCCGUAUUGGCUUUUCAACAUUGUGUUUGUCACUUCAUGACUACAAGAAAUUUGUUCCAGGAGUCACAUCCAUGUUCGUGUUCAAGGCAAGAAAACAGGCGAAGGUUGGCAACAGCUGCACCUGGUCCUUCUUACCAGAAAAGUUUCCAAGUAUACCUCUUUGUCAUCGGCCAAAACUGGAUUAUGAGAUAAUUGCAUUACUACAAAGAAAGCUUGGGGGGAAAUAAAUACCUCACUUUCACCCUAAUGGGAAAUAAGCAAUGGAGAACAAGAGUGACUGUUGGGUCUGCCUUACCUGUCCUAUAACCAGCUUACAUAAAUGGAAGUUAACUGUAUGACCUGAUAAAACUGUUAACUACAGAAGACCUUAUAACCUUUUCUCAUUUUUUUAUCUUUCAGAGUGGUUGGUGAGGGUGGCAGUAUUUCCAAGGGAAAAAUACGUACUUUAAAAGCACGAGCUGUCUUGAUUGACAUGGAGGAAGGAGUGGUGAAUGAAAUUCUACAGGGACCAUUGAGAGAUGUAUUUGAUAGCAAGCAGCUCAUCACUGAUAUUUCUGGCUCAGGGAAUAAUUGGUGAGAAUAUACUGAACAUGAGAAUUGAAUGUCAACCUAGGAAAGGAAAAAAAAACUUUUUAAUAGGUCCUGCUGGCACGAAAGCAAGGGCUGUAGGUCACAAUGUUUUUGGCAGUCUUUACCGAGAACAAAUUUUGGAGAAACUCAGAAAAUCAGCAGAGCAGUGUGAUUGUUUGCAGUGUUUCUUUAUAAUACAUUCCAUGGGAGGAGGAACAGGAUCUGGACUUGGCACAUUUCUUUUAAAGGUGCUUGAAGAUGAGUUUCCAGAAGUAUACAGAUUUGUGACCUCAGUUUAUCCUUCUUGUGAGGAUGAUGUUAUAACCUCACCUUAUAAUAGCACCUUGGCAAUGAAGGAACUUAACGAACACGCAGACUGUGUGUUGCCCAUUGACAAUCAAUCUUUAUUUGACAUCAUUAGCAAAAUUGACAUCAUGAUGAAUUCUGGAAAGUUGGGUAAAACUGUGAAACCAAAGAGUCUGGUUACUUCAAGUGCAGGGGCUUUAAAAAAGCGGCAUGAAAAGCCCUUUGAUGGAAUGAACAACAUUGUGGCAAAUCUGCUGCUCAACCUCACAAGCUCUUCAAGGUUUGAAGGGUCACUUAAUAUGGACCUUAAUGAAAUCAGCAUGAAUUUAGUUCCUUUUCCCCAACUUCAUUAUCUUGUGUCAAGCCUGACGCCUCUGUAUACACUGGCAGAUGUUAACAUUCCCCCUCGAAGGUUGGAUCAAAUGUUUUCAGAUGCUUUUAGCAAAGAUCACCAGCUAAUUCGGGCUGACCCCAAACGUAGUCUCUACCUCGCCUGUGCCUUAAUGGUUAGAGGAAAUGUACAGAUUUCAGAUCUUCGCAGAAAUAUUGAAAGAUUAAAACCUUCGCUACAGUUUGUCUCCUGGAAUCAAGAGGGCUGGAAGACCAGCCUAUGUUCAGUACCUCCUGUGGGCCAUUCUCAUUCAUUAUUAGCUUUAGCAAAUAACACAUGCGUGAAACCUACCUUUAUGGAACUGAGAGAAAGAUUCAUGAGGCUCUACAAGAAAAAAGCUCACCUUCAUCACUAUCUACAAGUUGAAGGAAUAGAGGAAAGCUGUUUUACUGAAGCUGUGUCAUCUUUAUCAGCGCUCAUACAAGAAUAUAACCAACUGGAUGCCACAAAAAGCAUGCCUAUACAAGAUUUACCUAGACUAAGCAUAGCUAUGUAAAAAAUAUAUUAUGCCAGCUUUUAUUUUUUCUUAGUUUCACAUUUUUAGUCACUUUACCUUUCUGUUUCACCAUUUUUGUGAUUCAGAAAGCCCAGUUUGUGUUUCUUAUAUUAUCAGGAAAUUUGUUUUGUUUUGUUUGCCUAAAAGAGCAGCUGCCAUUUAAUAACAAUUUGUUGAUGAUACCAGUGGUACAAUUAGUGAAGUCUUAAUUAAUAACUUUAAACAUUUGUCUUCAGUAAGAUACCCUUUUCUAAAAUUGAGAACAACGAAGUGCUUUAACAAUUUAUUUUAUUAGCAGUCUCAUAUUUAGGCACACAUACACUGAUAAUCAUGUCUUUAAUAAAAAUCUUGUACAGAUGUAUUUUCGUAUUUAUUUAUAAUUUAUAUUUUGAUCUUAUUUUUAAAUUACCCUGAUUUCUAUAUAAUAUCCACUUUCAGGGGUAGGUUUUGUUAUAACUGUUCAGGAAGCUUUGUUUCUUUUUUGUUAACUUGUUUGCACUCAGAAGAAUCACAGUUUAUGUCUUUAUUUUAACAUGUAUUUUUAUUAAAUUAUUUUUAAAUAUUGCUCUUUUAUCAAACAACUUUAUAAUAAUAAAUGUCCAUGAUUUUAAAUAUUACUACUUGUUAUUAUUUUGCAUGUCACCAUUAGUACAUGUGAACAGAACAGUACUAAGCUUGAUAUGUUCUUCCCUACUUGGCAAUAAGUGACUGUAAUAGCCUAGUGAAAUUGUUCCAAUUUCUAUAAUCUACAAUUUUUGUCUUUAACAGUAUUUAUUUUAAAUCAUAACUUAUUUGAAAUGCACAGGUUGAUUUAUCAUUUAAUGAAGUAAUUUUAGGAACAGUUUAUUUUCAAGCCAAAACAAUCUGUUGUGUGCUUUCUUUAUUGUUCUGUUUUCAAGGUUUCUUUCCUUUGCAAAUUAACGAUACUAUUUUUGGUUUUUAUUAUGGGAAUUUAAUUUUGUUUUUAGUGUUUGAUAUAAGAACUUUUGGAAUACAGUUGUUAACAAUGGCCAGAGAAGUUACAUUCCCUCCUUCCUGAAAGGCAGUGAAAAUUAUAAAUAUAUUAAUACUUCAAUCUUCUUUCUAUUCAAGAAUUAACCCAGAAUCUUGCUCACCCUAUGAUUAUCAUCUGAUGGGAGCCUAGACUACAUUGUCAAAGUACUGACAAAGUUUUAAAAAUCUGAUGUGCUUUUUACAUAUCUUCAACACAGAAAAGCAUGUUCCAUAUUUUUUGUAGAAUAAAAUGUCUUCUUGUAAAUUGUAUAAUUUUUCCAGUAUACAUGGAAUUCAUAAUUGGAGUCAAAUAGCAUUCUAUUUAUUAUAUAAUUAUAGGACAAAUUUUAGAAAUAAGUGUUCAAUUUUACAUUUUUCAAAUCUCAUAUAUAUUUUUAAGAGAACCAUUUUUUUACAAGCUUCUAAUGCCUUAAAUGCAGUAAUCUGAGAAUAGCUAGGCAUUCUUACUCUUCGGGGUAUUUUAUUUUUUUAACUAAGAAAGUCGAUUUGCCACCCUUGUGUAGCCACUCAGAUUCUUUGGUGUAAUGACAUGAUUCACUAACCCGCCAUGUGCUUAUUUUUAUAGAAUCGUGAGCUCAGAAAAUAUAUCUCCUGGAUCUCUGCAGUUCCUCUGACAUACACAAGAUGUAAUCCACAGCAUCUUCCAUUUAAACGACCCUUCAUCUGGGCAGUCAAACUGAAUGGUGAUCAUUUUAGACUUAUUAGGGAUGCAGCAUCUCUUAUCCAGGCAUAUUCCACAGAAAAUGGGUUUGUAACUCUGAGUACUUGAGCAUCCAGAAAAGACAAAUUUUUCAGCUUUCGAGAGUUGGAAAGUAGGUUGGCAUGUUUUUCCUUUGGGGAUCUAAAAAGAUAAAAAAAAAUUAAGAAAUCAUUCUUUAAAUUUUAAGAGUUUAGAAAAGUGAUACUCAGAACAUUUUAUCUCACACAACUAUAAUUAUUUCAGGUACGUUAAUAAUAAUUACUGUUCAAUGACUUCCAGCACUCACUUCUCUACCUUUAAAAUUCCUUAUCAGCAGUCUUUCCUCCCUGUUUUUGUUCCAUCCUAUUUUUAUUAUAGGACCCACUCACCAGUAGUUUUUGCUAUCUCCGCUUUACUCAUUUCUGUAAUAGGUGGAAAUGUAUCGAAUCUGUUUAAUAUCAGGCCAGUGUCCUAUUAAAUGUUUGUAUUCCUAAGACUUAGCAAAUUCCCUAAAACAUCUCAGACGGUUUUGGGUGGGUGGGUAGAUAAAUAAAUAUCUUAAUCCCUUUAAAACUGAAUCGUCAACCUGCUGAUAUGAUAGGGAAGGAACUUGAGGUUGAGAAGGAUUUUGUAGCAUUUCUAAAAAUUACUCUGUUUUUAUAGUCAUAUUGCCUAGUUUUAGAAGGACUAGCUCUAGCUACACCCAGCAGUCUUAGAGUAUUUUAUCACAGUCUUUUGGCAAGAUUACUAUCUAAAGGAGCAUUUUGGAAAUGGUGCGAGCCCCCUCCAAGUUAAUGAUAUGUAACAAAGAUCAGCACUUCUUUACUCUGGUGUUCAUAAUGUACUAUUUUAUUACGAUGUAGCAACCAAAAUAUUUUACUCAUUGUUUUGAUCCCCUUACAUAAAAUUAAUACAGAAAAAAGAAGGUAAAACCUGAAAAGGGUCUAAUCUUAAAAGUGAUGUACAGAGUGAGACACCGCAACAAACCAACUGAUGAAAAUGCACGGUACUAAACUGUUACAUGUCUAGGAUCAACAGGAUAACAUUACCACUCUUAGUAAAAUUUUUCCAACCAAGUAUGAAUAGGAAUCAACUUGACAGCACGCAAUAACAAACAGAUUAAUAUCUGCUCUCCUCUUAGUUUGACUUUAAGAUUUAUAAUGAAUUGUUUUAUUUUUAUAAAAACCCAAAACCACAACACCAUCCCCCACUCCAAAACAUGUGCAAACACAUUUUAGAAGUCUCUUAAUGUUGAAUUCUUAUUAAGUUAAAUUUAAUUAAACUUUACCUUUACUGUCUUUGAUAUAUUACUGUUGCAAGGCUGAACAUAACACAGCCUUUUCUCUUUUCUCAUUUCACAGUUGCUGUUUUCAUUGGUUACCCUAUUAGAUAUUCCCAUCCCACAUGUUCUGGAACACGGUGUCCACUUUGUUGCCUGCACAAGACAUUUUCUUUUCCAAAUAAGUGGGGGAUUCCUAUAAGCUAAAGUAAAUGGAGAAAAAAAAUUAUAUAUACACACACAUAUUUAUGUGUAUUUAUGUAGAUAGUUAACUUUUAAUCAUUUUUAAACUAAUAGUUAACAGAAUUGAUUAUUUUUAUUUUUAUGUAAGGUAACUCAGACUAAGAUUAUGGUCUUAUUGGUCAUUCUAUUUCCCUUUUUUCUCCCCUCCAGAUCACCUCUCAACCAAGUUUUACAGUCCAUUUUCUUAGGAGGAAUGAAAAUAACUAUCUUUGAAAAACAGUAAAUUUAACCGUUUGCUUCUUUCUUAGCAUAUCCUCUGAGUACUAAACCUAAGCUUUUGUUCUGAUUGAUGUCUGCCUUUUUCCUGGUUCUUGCCUCACUCUUGAUAUUAUUGCCAACAAACAUUGAAAUAGAUGUUAGUAGGAUUAGGGAAUGCAAGGUAUUAAUUGGAAUGAUGUGGUCUUAAUGUUAAAUUUCAUAUGUGAAAAUCUAACAACAAAAAUUAUAUUUGGGAAAUAGACUAUCUUUGAGACCAGUUAUGUUUACAUUGCUUGUUUUAAUCUAGUCUAUAAAAUUAUCUAAAGAUCGAAGUAAAAUUACAUUGAACUGAACUAUCUAGGGAGCCCUGGUGGCACAGUGUUUAAGAGCUCAAGUUGCUAACCAAAAGGUCAGCAGUUUGAAUCCACCAACCUUGGAAACUCUAUGAGGCAGUUCUAAUCUGUCCUAUAGGGUUGCUAUGAGUUGGAAUCAACUGGCAGUGGGUUUGGUUUUUGAGUUUAAACUAUCUAAUCAUUAUAUACUAAGUCAUUGCAAAAGUGUACUCUGUUGCAGUCAUUCAGCUUAAUUGUCACAUUCCCUGUAGGAUCAGGCCCACACUACUCCCUCCAUCGGCUAGCUAUUUCACAGCACUUAUGGAAAGAGAUGGGGAUAAAUGGACAGAUGGAUCUGUGGAUGGGUGGUGAGGUGGAUGAGUGAGUAGAUAGUUAGAGCCCCUCCACUGCCUGCUGCUUGGGAGAAACAGGAAAGGGAGGGGGCUGGACAAUGAGAAUAUCGAGAGGGCAUAAUGGCUCUUCUAUCUCCAUAGAAAACCUUUGGGAGCUUCUUGUGCUACUCAUGAAUGAAUCAGGCUCAUGGUUAAUUUUAAGUAAACUGCAUAUUGUUUCACUGUUUCAGGACAUUUCUCUAAGGUUAAUGUGCAUCCUAAAGUGGAUGCUUUGGGAAUAAGAUGGUGAUUUGGGUCUGUAGUUGGACAUAGCAAAAUUUUGGAUACAUUACCUCAAAAUUUUCACUUAGUACUCAAACAAAAUGCCUUCCUGAAAAGAAAUAUUAGUCAUUUUGAAUUUUGUGUUAUCUUUAAAUAAAAUGGCACUGCUUUCAGUUUUCUAAUAGUAAGUUUUUGAAAUUGCACAUAGAACUGAAGGAAAGGAGCAGAAACAUGAAGAUACCUUGAAGGCAGACCAGUUUAAAAACCUCAAUGCAGGAAGUAUAUUAAAAGCCUGGCACGCAUCUGCAAAAAUAAAGGUAGGUUAGAUUAUUGCAUUAAGAGUAACCCCACUUAAGCCAAGAGUUGCAGUUGAGGAAUUUGUUUAACAUUCAUUAAAAAGCAGGAAAACUAGAAGAGAUUUUAAAAGCUUAGUGUUGCGUGAGCUUUCAGAAAAGCAUGGGAGCAUUAUGUUAUUGCAUGCUUCAAACUGACCAAGCAAAAUUUGAAUUUCAUCCAUACAUCAUCUGGAAUUAACUAUAUAAUUUACUAUCACAGAUACAGUCCCUGGGUUACGCAUGAGAUCGUUCCUAAAUCUGUCUUUAAGUCAGUUUGUAGUAAGUUGGAACAGGUACAUAUGGUUUAUUCAGCGUUAGUCAAAUGCUUAUCUUAGUAUAUAUUUUACCUUUUUAUGCAUAUAAAGCACUUAAGAAACACUUCCAGAUAUACUUAAUAAUACAGGAAUGGUAGAAGUAACUUCUUACAGUACUCUUGUGAAGAGAGAAUCUGUAUGUGCAGGUAUAUAGUACUGUAAAAAGGGUAAACGGUUCUUAAAACAGUUUAGAUAGAAGACAGACCGUGAUUAAAGGUUAACUUACUCUCAUCCCAUAGAUGUCUCGCAUACCUCAGGGGCUUUCGUGAGGUAACGUUAUUAAAAACUGGAUAACGCAUAAGAUGAUGGAGAUGAUGGGCCGAGUGUCGGACAGGAUGGACCUGUUGCUGCAGAGUUAGGGUUUGAUUCUGCUGCUGGUGGGGGUGGAGGUGUUACAGCUACAGUCAGUUUCUUGAAGUAGGCAUCAAGGGAGGUUUUUACAGAGCUUUUCUUUUUCUCGUCAUAAAUGGCCUUGUAGCAGCUGGGGCCACCCCGCUUCAAUGAGAUGAAAGGCUUCAGCUAACUCUUUUGUCAAAAACUUUUUCAGCUCUGGAGUUUUUAGGUCCUGAUCUUCUUCAGAUGUUUUCAUCUGCUGCUCUAGUUAGGUCUUCACUGGUUAGUUCCUCAGCAUGAUAGUCACGUAACCCCACGACCUCAUUUUCACUGAUGUCUAACUGCAGUUGAUUACCAAUAUCAAUCACAGCUUGCCUGGCUUCAGCGAUGUUGUCAGCUGUAAACCCCUGAAAAGCAUGCAUGAAUUGGAGGCACAGUUUAUUCCACGCUCCUUUCAUAUUUGACUUCUUCAAGAUUCAGCAUAGAUGGCAUCAUAGAUUUUAUAAUUCCUCCAGAACUCCCUUAAGCUCAUCACAUCAUCUUGAGUAGCCCUGGCUGCUUGUGAGAAGAUCCACCAUAAAUAACUGGCCUUAAAGGAGACCAUGACUCCCUGAUCCAUUGACUAAAGUAGCAAUGUGGCGUUGAGGAGUAAAAAUGCAACCUUUACAUUGGGGUGAAGGACAUACAAAGUGCUUGGAUGUCUGGAUGCAUUGUCAAACACAAGGAGAAUCUUGAAAGGAAUUUUGUUGGCCAAACAAUAAUGUUCAACAGCAGGGACAAAAUGGUUCAGAACCAAUCUUCAAAGAUGGUGAUUGUAAUCCAAGCCUUUGCAUUUGCCUUCCAAAUAACAGGGAGAGAUACCUUAAUGGUACAGAGAAGUGCCCUCAGAUUUAGGGAGCGAUACACAAGCAAAGGCUUGAGCUUGUAAUAACCGGCUGCAUUACCCCCAAGCAAUAAUGUUAGCCUAUUCUUCGAUGCCUUAUGCCUAGGUGCAUUUUUUUCUUCUUUCAAAACGUAGGUCCUUUCAGGCCUUUUUUUCCAAGUUAUAAGCCAGUCUUGCCUACAUUAAAUAUUUGGUCUGGCAAAUAACCUCCCUCCUCAAUAAUUUUUUUCAGCAUUUCAGGAAAAUCACAGCAUUUACAUCAGUAAUCGCAGCUUCACCUUGCACUUCAAUAUGUAAAUUUCCCUUCUGUUUGAAACAAUUGAAUCAACUUUUACUCAAAGCGAUCACCUUCACUUGCUGCAUGUGCAGCUUUUAAAUUAUUGAAAAGGCUUCAAGCCUUUUUUUGCACUAAAGUAAAGCUAAUAGGCAUAUUACACUGAUUUUGAUUGUCUAACAAAAUUAUCAACAGCUUUCCAUUUCAAUAAUUAAACCACUGCAUUGCCUAGUAAUAAUUGUACCUUUCCUCAGGGCAGAGCCUUUCACAUGCUCCAUUAUUCUCACUUCAUCCUUUAAAAUUGUUCCAACCAUUGACCAACUGUACUGUAACGCUUUUCCAAUGAUCGAUGGCAUUCCUCCCCUUUUCAGUUGCUUCAUUAUUUCCACUUUACUUUCAGUCGUGAUCGUUUUCUUUUCUUAGAUGCACCACCAGCAUUUGCAUCAGAUUUAUGUUUUGCAGGCAUGGUUACAAGGGUAAAUAGAGGAAAAUUUAUGCCAAAUACAAAGUUACACACUCAACACGGUGUUAACAGCAACAUGAUCCGACUUAAAAGUGGAUGGCAGUCUCCUUCCUCAAUGAACCGCUGAAGCCGCGUGGCAUUUUCAUGAGUGUCACAAAGUAAUGGGUGCACUCGUUGUUACAAACCGUUGUAUUUAACUCAUAUUUUUAAUACAGUGGGUUUUCUGGCAGUCCUUAAGUACAAGUUCCCUGUAAGCUAGACGUUCUUAACCCAGGGACUUAACUGUAUAUCAUAAAGUGUGUGUUUUUGUACUUGUACUUAAUUAUAAAAGCCACACUCUUGUUUGGGCCCAUAAAUACAGUUUCACAGUUAAGCAGAGGAGAGAUGUUAGAGAAACUGACAUAUACUUCCUUUGAAACAUAAUGAAAAACAAACUCGUUGCCAUCGAGUCAAUCCCGACUUAUAGUGACCCUAUAAGUCAGAGUCGAACUGCCCCAUAGAGUUUCCAAGGAGUGACUGGUGGAUUUGAACUGCCUACCUUUUGGUUAGCAGCCGUAGCACUUAACCCACUACACCACCAGGGUUUCCAUCCUUUGAAACAUAGCUAGGCCUAAAUAUCUCAAAUACCAGAGAGUACUUGGAGAGAUUUUCUCAUUUUAUAGCAAAGCACUGACUACUAUAAAUAACCAUCUGAUGCCUCCCUGAAACCAGUCUCCAGGUGAAUCCACUGAAACUACUCUAAUUCUGUGAAUGAGACCAAGGGUCUUGUGAAAAACUGCUGCUUCCUCACCAGGGAGGCUCGCACAUGGGUUCUAAGGAGAGCCUUACACUGAGUCACUCAGAUCCAGUACAGAAAGCCAACUGUUCCUGUACACUUUGAUAAAAGAACAAUUUGGCUUAUAAUUUCAGAGAUUUUAGAGCAUUAGAGGUGUCAUGUUGGUAGCUGAGUAAGUACCCAAACCAAAAACCCGUUGCCAUCAAGUCAAUUUUGACUCAGUGACCCUAUAGGACAGAGUAGAACUGCCCCAUAGGGUUUCCAAGGAGUGCCUGGUGGAUUCGAACUGCCGACUUUUUAGUUAGCAGCCAUAGCACUUAACAACUACGCCACCAGGGUUUCCUGAAUAAGUACAGUAAAUACAAAUUCACUACAACCUAUUAAAUGUUUUACAAGUUAACUGACGUAAUCCCUGAAUAUCUUUCUUUGGUAGAGUUAUUAUCUAAAACUCAUUUCUCUGAGUAUAGUUGCUUUUAUAAAACAUUCACCUAUGUGAACUUAGGGCUUUUUAGCAUAUACAUAUAUUUUGUAUUUCCGUGGCACCUUUGAUUCAGGGGUGUGAGUCAGAACCAAACAUCAACAUUGCCUUUUUGAGCCCUUCCUGAACUGUGCUUAAUUUGCCAGCAUUUUUGAAGGUCUUGUCCCAAAAAUACCCUGGCACGUAAAUAAGCUGCCAAUUUAGAGUGGCCAGAUUACAAAGUUUACUAAUAUAUUUAAGCUAACUGCACAUAGUUAGGUGUUCAAGAUGAGUAAUAAAGAAUCUCACAUCAUUUCUCUGACUAUAUAUAUAUGUAUAUAUUUGGUGACCUACUUAAACAAGAUGUGUGUUUGUGGGUGUGUAAUUAUGUGGAGGGAGACAGAUUGGUAAUUGUUGAGCUUCAUUUUCAGAGUGAAUGAAAUAGUUUUAUAUCAGUUUUCUAUUUUUAGAAACAAUGCAAGUUCAAACAUGUGACAUUCCUCAAAUAAAGAAUUCUAAUCAGUAGCCUUCAAUUUCAGUUUAUAUCAUAUGGAAAAAUUGCCUUUGAAAAUUUUUGGAAUUGAGUACCUGUGAUAUAACAAUACAAAUAAAAGCUUUUCAGGGUACAUGUAAACAAUAUUUCUUCAAUUUUCAAGAGAAGAGGUUGAUUGAGAAUAACCAGAGGUAGUGAGAUUUAGAAUUUUCCUGACCUAGUAGAGCUUUUAGAAACCCUGGUUGCAUAGCAGUUAAAAGCUACAGCUGCUAACCAAAGUCAGCAGUUGGAAUCCACCCCGCGCUCUUCAGAAACCCUAUGGUUCCUGUCCUAUAAGGCCACUCGGAGUUGAAAUCCACUUGAUGGCAACAGGUUUGGUUUUUGUUUUGUUUUGUCUUUUAGUAGAGCUUUUAAAAAUUGAGAUAUUGUACCAAAAAAAUCUAGAACAUCAUAAACUUUCCACUUAGAAUAUAUUUGACUGAGGCAAAGACUAAGAGGGCACACUCAAACUAAAUCUCACUGCCCACCAGUCAGUAAGUACUUACUGAGUACCUACGGUAUAAAAGGAACAUGAACGAAAGCCACUAAAAGUCUUAUGUGAAAAACAAGACUGUUCUUCUUAUGAGUACCUGGCAUAGUUUUAUAGUUUCUUGAGAGCUGCUGUUGUAAUGGUCCCAGAUGACAGUUUGAUUGAUCAGCCUUCUUUUCGCCUUUAGUCCCAGAGCAGCGACUGUCAGCCAGCUUUGGUAUGAACAGAGGUGUGCAUCCGAUUACCCCACUCACACAAAGGCAGCUAAACAGGGGAUUGGGCUGAAACACUUGGCCAUUAUGAUAAUGCACCCCAUUGAGCUCACAUCCAACAGCUACAAGAUCUGAAAAGAGAAAAAAGCAGAAUUACUAAAGAAGCCAUGGCUUAUGAUAGUCUAGAGCUCCUUUAUGAAAUAUACUACUCAAUUUCUUAGGCUCCAGUUGGAACAUCCAAUUUACAGAACACCUAUAGAUAAUAGAAAGGUAAAAGGAGGCUUUUUUAUAUUUUUUGUAGGCUAUAAAUUCUAACCAGUAUAUUGCAGGCUAUAAAUCCUAAACGGGGAUCACCUUCAGAAUUAAGACCAAGAAAAGCCCCUGUCCUGAAGUAAAGUUAAUUAAAAAUCAGCAUGAGUAUAGCCGUGCAACAACGAUUAUAAAACUGAGAGAUGGGUUGAUUACUGUUGAGACCUGAGGUUUCCCCAGAGGUCCAACAACAGGCUAGGAUAUAUUCUCAGAAAGUCAAGAUGAGUAAAUGACUGACGAAACCAUAGUGUAACUACAGUACUGCAAAGUAACUAAUUUUUUUUGUUAAGAGAAUUGGAGAAAAUUUGUUUUUCACUUCCUCUGAGGGGUGUUCUUGAGCUAGGUCAGCACUUCUCAAAGUGUGGUCCAUGGUUCCCUCGGAGGUACUUGAGAUCCUUUCAGGGGGUCUGCAAAGUCAAAACUGUUUUCAAAAUACUAAGAUGUGAUUUGCCUUUUUUACAGUGUUAACAUCAAAACUGCUGUGCCUUAGCAUGAAUCAAGACAGUGGUUGCAAAUUGCACAGGUAGUCAUUAUUUACAGCCACUCAUGAUUAUUUAAAAAAAAAAGUCAGUUUCACUUAAUGUCUUUAAUGUGCAGUAAAAAUUAAUUUUAUUAAAUUUCAAACAUUGAGUGCAUGUCUUUUUAGUAUAAUGUGUGACAAAAUUGGAAGUAUGCAAAAAGCAUUUCUGUGUAGCCAAGUAUAAUAGCUGCCUUGAGGAAAAGCACCUGUGCUAUUGUUCAGGUUUGUAAGCCUAACUAGCCAUUUUUUUGGUGGAAUUUUACUUGAAGGAAUGAGUGACAGAUAAAUUAUGGUUAUUCAGAUUUGGGCAUUUGGAAAGUGAGCCUGUCAUUUCAGGGAAAAUAACUGACAGUAUUUGUUGCCAACAAUAGAAUUUGAGCUUUCAAGAAAAAUUCAAAUUUUGGAAAACUUGUAUCUGCCAUUGAGACACUGACUGCUGCCCAAUAUGUAGACUUUUCUGAAGAGAUUGGUGGAUAUAUUAAUGUAAUUUUUUAAUAUUAUAUAAUUAAAUGUAUCAACAUUUCGAAACUCUAUGGAACUUAGUACACCAAUAUUUUCCAAAUUUCCGAUGCAUGGAAUUAUAAAAUUAUGCAUGAGUGAAAGACCCAUUCCAAGCAGUUCGUGAAUAGACUAAUGGAUUUUAAUGUCACAGAGUUCUAAAAGCUCAAUGAUGAGGUGUCAAAUUCCACAAUGCAACUAACUUUUAAGAAAUUACUACUUAUCAAGUUUUAGUAUAAUAUCAAAAUAGAGUAUUCACAAUUAUCUGAAAAAUAUUCAAAUGCUUCUUCCUUUUACAAUUACUAUCUGAGUGAGGCUAUAUUUUCUUCAUAUAUUUCAACCAAAACAACUUAUCACAAUAGAUUGAAAGCAGAAGGAGAGAUGAGAAUCUAGCUAUCUUCUAUUAAGCUGAACAUUGGAGAGAUUUGCAAAAAUGUGAAACAAUACUAAUCUCACUAAAUUUCUCUCGUUGGGGGGAUAUGUGAUUUUUUCAUUAAAAUGUUAUUUCUGUUAAUAUGUAAAGGGUUUAUUGUUAUUUUUAAAUGAAUUAAUAAACAUUUUAAAUUUCUAAUCCAUUAAAUAGGAGCCCUGGUGGUGCAGUGAUUAAGAGCUACUGCUGCUAACCAAAAGGUCGGCAGUUCAAAUCCACUAGCUGCUUCUUGGAAACCCUACGGGGCAGUUCUACUCUGUCCUGUAGGGUUGCUAUGAGUCAGAAUUGACUCAAUGGCAAUGAAAUCCAUUAAACAUCAGUAGAUAUAACCCACAUAAGGAAAAGCUCUUUGGUUCCUCAGUAAUUUCUAACACCAUAACUCUUUAAAGUGUUAAAAAGCAAAGAUGUCAAUUUGAGGACUAAGGUGUGCCUGACCCAAGCCAUGAUAGGUUCAAUUGCCUCAUAUGCAUGCAAACACUGGACAAUGAAUAAGGAAGACUGAAGAAUUGAUGCCUUUGAAUUAUGAUGUUGGCAAAGAAUAAUACCAUGGACUGCCAGAAGAAUGAAUAAAUCUGUCUUGGAAAAUACAGCCAAAAUGCACCUUAGAAGCAAGGAUGGCGAGACUUCAUCUCACAUACUUUGGACAGGUUAUCAGGAGGGACCAGUCCCUGGGGAACAUCAUGCUUAGUAAAGUAGAAGAGUGGUCAGCAAAAAAGAGGAAGACCCUCAACGAGAUGGAUUAACACACUGGCUGCAACAAAGGGCUCAGACACAGCAAUAACUGUGAGGAUGGUGCAGGACCAAGCAGUGUUUCCUUCUGUGGUACACAGGGUCACUAUGAGUCAGAAAGUGUCAACAGCAACUAACAAAUGAAUCCUGAGACCAAACAUUUUAGAAAGCAUUGUUUUAGAUCAGGAAUCAGCAAACUUUCUGUACAGGACCGAAUAGUAACUGUCUCAGCCUUUGCAGGCCAUGCUGUCUCUGUUGAAACUAUUGGACUCGGCCAUUGUAAAAUAGUCAUAAACCAAAAAAAAAAAAACCCAAAUCCAUUGUCA
Loxodonta africana (African savanna elephant) is the source of this 17619-nucleotide messenger RNA. It is a transcript of the gene TUBE1, whose product is annotated as tubulin epsilon 1. The transcript is spliced from 9 exons. Gene Ontology annotation, biological process: mitotic cell cycle; microtubule cytoskeleton organization. Gene Ontology annotation, molecular function: GTP binding; structural constituent of cytoskeleton. Gene Ontology annotation, cellular component: microtubule; cytoplasm. Lineage: Eukaryota; Metazoa; Chordata; Mammalia; Proboscidea; Elephantidae. The record is from RefSeq and is a predicted model, not a curated record. The coding region runs from base 4136 to 5380 and encodes 414 amino acids.